Molecule: messenger RNA, 1632 nt
Organism: Effrenium voratum
Lineage: Eukaryota; Dinophyceae; Suessiales; Symbiodiniaceae
Source: the annotation of a GenBank genome assembly
UCGGAUCUGGGAUGGCCCUUGUGGCGGGCCCGCACCAUAGGAAUGCAGCCGCCAUGCCCAUGGCGCGCAACACCUUCUGUGCAGCCUCGGGCUGUGCCCCCGCGCCUCCGGCCCCAGAAGCUGCCGAAGCAGCUAGGCCUGGCCAGUAUCAGUCUCGCCGCGGUGCUCCGCCGCAUAACGUGCCGGGCGGCAAAGGACCAAAGCUCGCGGCGUAUGGUGGAGAGCCUGAAGCGUCAGAUCUCGAGGCUGGAGGAGGAGAACCGCCAGCUCAGGGAGCUCAUUGAUGUCUCCCCGGCGGAGCAACCCAAAGUGGUUGAUGGCAAGUUGGAGGAAGCAGGACAUUUCGUUUUCCCGAAGGCUGAUCUGCCAUUCCCAUUGGAUGCCCUGCGACUGGUGCCACCGAGCCAGUCAGAACGCUUCCGUCAGGCCGAGGGCGAUUGGAUCUCAUUGUUUCGGAACGCUGCGCCCUAUAUCGCCUCCUUUAGGGGUGGGUGCGUCGUGGUGCAUUUGCCCUCUUUCAUCCUGGAGGAUGACAUGCGGGACACCUUCCGAGGUCUCAUGGAGGACGUCGCCUUUUGCUCCCUGCUUGGGUUGCAGAUGGUGCUGGUGACCUCCAUUGAGGGCCGAUUGUGGCGUCGUCUCAGAGAGUCGGAGAUGCCGCCAAGUGACGGCCUUGGCGUCAAGGUGGGUAAUGGCCUGAAGGGCAUUGUGAUGGAUGAGGAGGCCAUGCGCUGCGCAAAGCAGGAAGCCGGUUUCGCGCGGGUGGAGGUGGAGAGUGCGGUGACCGCGGGUUUCGAAAAGCGGAACUUGUCCAACAAGGGCCUCGGCUCGGCCUCUGCCGGCCUCUUCUCGGUGCGAGGGGCUGUGUCUGUGAUCAGCAGCACCAACUUCUUCACGGCAUCGCCCAUGGGAGUUCGCGAUGGAGUUGAUUUCAUGUACGCGGGGGUGGUGCGAUCCGUAAACUCGGAUCUGCUGCAGCGGCAGCUGCAGGAGGGCGGUAUCGUGUCGAUGACACCGCUGGGCUCCAGCCCGGGAGGGGAGGUGUUCUACGUGUCCUCGGAAGAGCUGGCUGCAAAGGUCGCCAGCAACCUUGGGGCCAUUAAGUUGGUGUACAUCACAAAGGGCCAGUGCCUGGUGGAUACUCGCCAAUCACGCAUCAUUGCAGGUAUGCAAGCCCACGACGCGCGCGCUCUCUUGCAGAUGCUGGAGAGUGGAGAAGGGCUGACCUCGGCAGAGGAGAGAAGCUCGGACUGGUUCUGCGACUUCGUGCGAAGUCUCAGGCUUUUGGUUGGCUCCGUGUCGCCCAAAGGGGUGCGCCGCGGGCAUUUGGUGCACGCCUUCCCGGGCUCGCUGCUGCAAGAGUUCUACACCACGGAUGGAAGUGGCACGUGUGUGGCGCAGGACGUGUACCAGGGCCUGGGUUGUGCUGCCCUGGCGGACGCGGCCUCCAUCCUGGAGCUCCUGGCUGCGGAUGGCCACGAGCUGCAGCUGGAGGCGGUGGAGGCCAGCUGCGCUGCCGGGGAGUUCUUCGUGUGGCGCAGGGAUGAGGUGGUGCUGGGCUGCGGGCAGCUGGUGGCCCACGUCUCCGAGGGCCUGGUGGCGGAGCUGCGGCACCUGAGCUGCGCCCAGGGC